Chara braunii is the source of this 1369-nucleotide messenger RNA. The record is from the annotation of a GenBank genome assembly. NCBI's taxonomy places the organism in Eukaryota, Viridiplantae, Streptophyta, Charophyceae, Charales, Characeae.
GUAUGUCAAAGAACCAAGGUCCACAGGCAUAAGCCUUAUGGCCUGCUAAGACCCCUCCCCAUUCCUGAUGGACCCGGUGAAUCGAUCUCCAUCGACUUCACGGAYRUGGGAAAGGUGAGUGCAACAGGGAAUUCACAGGUCAUGGUCAUCGUGGAUCGUUUCUCCAAAUUUGUGAAUCUGAUCCCUUUCUCUCCCCAUGCACCAACUGAACUUGUCAUUGAGGAAUUCCAUCAGCAGUACAUUCUGCAGUUUGGCGUCCCGAAAACUAUUGUGAGUGAUCGGGACACCAGAUUCAUCAGCAAAGAUUGGAAGGACUUCACGUCACAGAUCUAUGACAUUAAAUUGAACAAGACUUCUGGUCGACACCCCGAAGCCAAUGGAUUGGCUGAGGAGAUCAACCAGGCUGUCAUCCAACUACUUUGCGCAUUGAUUGUUCCAGAUCAGAACACUUGGGACAAGGAGCUGCACAAUGUGAAGGGACUGUAUAACAAUUCCAUUCACUCUGCAACUGGCGUGACACCAAACCAGCUGCAGUAUGGAUGGCUGAUGCGCAAUCCCCUCUCCUAUCUAUUCCCCGAAUGGUCACCUGGUCUGAUGCCCGACAUGCCUGGCUACAAUGCCAAGUACGCACGCUUGCUCAAAACUGUGAUUGCAGCCAUGAACAAGCGCCAGCAUGCCAUGAUCAAACAUGCCAGCAAGAUGCGCAAAGAAGAGAAAUUCGAAGUAGGGGAUUAUGUUUGGGUCAAAAUGUCUGAGUUCUCUGACGAAGAGGGCGUAUCACGAAAGCUCCUUCCUUUGUGCUAUGGCCCUUGGCAGAUUCUGAAGGUGAUUGGGGAUGAUUUUGGCCCUUCAUUUGUGAUUGACGUGCCUCCUCAUCUGCGCACGUAUCCAGUUUUUCAUGUGUCCAAACUGUUUCCGCACAUUGAUGAUGAGACUUUUCCCUUCCGAGAUCCUAUGAUACCUCGCCCUAUCGACGGCGACCAUGAGAUAGACAGAAUCGUAUCUCACGAGGGCAGAGGGAGGAACAGACAGUACAAGGUUCACUUCCUCUAUCACCCAUUAACUGAAUUUUUCUGGAUCGACAGGAAAGAGCUGCUAAAGAAUGGCCCCCGUGUUGUGAACGCUUACGAAAGACAGAUCGCGGAGGGACAGACUGCUAAGUUCGUUGCAACAAUGACUUCUCAUGGAUUGACUAAGUCUCUCUUCUGAUGUACUCUUACGACGCAUUCUGUGCCAACUCUGACUGAGUUAUUCGCUCGAAGGGACCUCGCUCUCGAGAGAGGAGUAAUGUAAUGACCCACCAAAAACACAGACUGAGAACACUGCUGAUUUUUGGGAUUUGUCACUGGAAUGAAUGCCUUGCUGUGAU